AUGUCCUCAAUGCUAGAGGUUCGCGAUAGUCGCCGUUCUCGAUCCAAAUCUCCUGGCGGGAGAGAUCGAGAUCGUUCAAGGUCCCAUUCACGCGACGCACGAGGGGAUGACGACCGGCGAGAUCGCGAUCGGAGUAGCGACAGACGAGAACGUGAUCGAAGCAGCGACCGCCGAGAGCGUGACAGAAGCAGCGACCGCAGGCGGUCUAGUAAAUACUCCGGCUCCGACGACGACAACGAGGACGACCGCAAGUACAAAGACCAAAGAUCAAGCAAAAACUCGUACUAUGCAGAGGAGGAGGAUGACCGUCGCAAGAAGGACAAGAGCUCGCGAGGCUACGAGGAUCAUAGUGAAGAUGACAGAUACCGCUCCUCCAAGUCAGGCAAGGACUCUCGCAGGCGAGAUCGUUCAGAUUCAGAAGAUGAGAAGGACAGGAGACGUGGUGGAUCCAAGAAAGACAGCAAGAAACCAUCUGACAGCGAUUCUGACCGUCGCAAGUCGAGCAGAAAACAUCGCGAUGAUUCAGACAGUGGCUCUGAAGACGAUCGCCGUAAAUACUCCAAUGGUCGGACCUCGAGCUAUUCCCAGCAGCCAACAUAUGGCUACGCCCCGCCUGCUGCCCCCGCCCCUCCUGGCUAUACGGACUCCCGAUCCAACAGCUAUGCGCCUCCUGGGGCAUUCCCAACCAGCUCUGGUCCACCUCAAGCACAAAGGACCCCUUCUUACAGCGGAAAUGGUGGUCCAGAAUACGCAAAGGUUGAGCAAUACAAGUACGCACAACCCGACCCCAAUAUCAGCUAUAAAUACAAGGACAGCAGUGGUGGCGGGUAUUCUACUUCUGGUCAGCCGCCAGUGAGUGAACGGAGGCCAGAGUAUGAGCGUUCACGGCCUUCAGAUUCGGACAGAAAGAAGGAGAAGAAAUCUUCUGACGACCGUUAUGAAACGCGCGAGCCGCGCGAGAAGAAAUAUUAUGACGAUGAUAAAGACCACAGACGAGACAGCAGAUAUGAUGACGACAAAUAUGGCAACUCUACAGACAAUGUGACGAAAAAACUAUCCAAAAUGGCUGUUGCUGGUGGCCUUGGUGCUGCCACACUGGGCGUUGCAAGCCAGAUUUCCAAAGAUGGUGGGAAACCGCCAGCCUCGCCUUUACUGGAAGCAUACAAAGGAACGUACCAGUCCAUUUCGCCCAUGCCUACAGCUUUGGUUCUUGCAAAUCACAGAGACGACUCGGAUCUGUCUGAUCUCGAUAUUGGGAGGGAUGAUAGUGACGAUGAUAUCAAAAGGAAAAUUCGCAAGCUUGAGCGUGAAAAAGCCGAGUAUGAAAGCUCGCGAGGGAAAGACAGGGACAGGCCACGUCGGGAUGAUGGCUAUGAGACCAGAGAACCGCGCUCAAGCGGAGGCCUGGAAACUCGUGAACCAAGAUCUCGGCGUCUGUCCAAUCUUGACACAAGUCUUGAAGUUCGCGAGCCAGGUGGCACUCGAGACAGAUCUCGCGACAGGCGCCCCAAUAGCGAAAUCUUCUCCCCGACCACACCGUCUGGAAAGAAGAAGGUCUCGUUCUAUGACCCUACAUCAGAUGCAGUGCGUAUCGCAAAAGCCCUACAGGGCACAGGUCCUGCAGAUGCCCGUCCGCUGCUGCAGAUUCUUCCCGAUCUCACUACUGACGAAUUAUUUGCUUUGCGUGCGGAGUACAAGAAUCAAGCCAAAGUAUCAGGUCAGGGCAUCAACAUCGCAAAGCACAUCAAGAUGCGCAUCCCAGGCAAUCUCGGCAAAGCAUGCUAUGCAACUGCCCUUGGACGAUGGGAGAGCGAAGCCUACUGGGCCAACAGUUGGUAUCAAGGAGGAGCCAGCCGCCGUGAGCUGCUGAUUGAGUCACUCAUGGGUCGUAGCAACCACGACAUCAAAGAGAUCAAGAAUUGCUUCAAGGACAAGAAGUACGGCGACGACCUGGAGAGGUGCGUUCGUACUGAGCUCAAGGCCGACAAAUUCCGCACCGCGAUCCUGCUAGCACUCGAGGAGCGACGUAUGCCCGAAUCAACUCCUCUCGAUAUCCGCCUCGUCAAGAAUGACGUGCAAGAUCUCCACUACGCGCUGACUUCUCAGGGAGGUGAAAGUGACAUGAUCAAAAUCAUCGUGCUCCGCAGCGACACGCAUCUCCGAGAAGUCCUGCGAAUCUUCGAGGGCACCUACGGUAUCCAUUUUGCACGCGCCAUGAUCAGCAAAUCUCGCAACCUCGUUGGUGAGACACUCGCCCACAUCCUUAAUGGUGCGCUGAAUCGUCCCAUGCGUGAUGCAUUAUUACUACACCAGGCCAUCAGUGAGACUGCUCCCGGCAAGGAACGAACCGAGCUGCUCAUCUCACGGCUUGUUCGCCUACAUUGGGAGCCCAAACACCUCGAACGGGUGAAGCAUGUGUACCAAGAGAGAUAUCGCAUAAGCGUGCGGGAAGCAAUCAGAAGGGAGGUUUUGCCUGGUAUGAAGACCCCAGAGGGCAAGAUGUGUGCGGAUUUCUGUGUCGAGCUGGUGGAUUCCGCGUAA
Molecule: messenger RNA, 2541 nt
Organism: Exophiala bonariae
Lineage: Eukaryota; Fungi; Ascomycota; Eurotiomycetes; Chaetothyriales; Herpotrichiellaceae
Exons: 1
Coding region: 1-2541 (846 amino acids)
Cellular component (GO): cytoplasm
Molecular function (GO): calcium ion binding; calcium-dependent phospholipid binding
Source: RefSeq, a predicted model, not a curated record